This is a messenger RNA of Zootermopsis nevadensis, 2176 nucleotides long. Lineage: Eukaryota; Metazoa; Arthropoda; Insecta; Blattodea; Termopsidae. The record is from RefSeq and is a predicted model, not a curated record.
UCUCGGAGUCAUUCAAGGAACGGGGUUGCGACGGACUGCGAGUGUGAUAUCGGGGUCACGGUGCUCAGGCAACGCUACAUCAGAACUCUGUGCUGGUGACCAAGUGUGCCAAUCUGUGAAACUGUGCGCGAACUAGACACAAGCGGUAGCCUAAAACACGUGUGACAUGCACACACACGAAUGGCUCUGCGGAAAGAACUUCAGAACAGAAGUUAAGCAAAAUUAAUUGGUAUUAUAAUUGUGCCAGAUGAAGGUUUUUUCUUAACUGAAACCUGUGUAGUCUUUAAAAAUUAAACAAGAAAGAAUGAAGAGAAUAUUUGAAUGACGUAAUUUGAAACAUAGGAAAGAUUUAUAGAAGAAAGUUAAAUAAAUUUAAUCCAAUUUUGUAAUUUAUAUUGAGGGAAAUGUGUUAUAAGGAAGACAGCGACUAACAUAAAUAACAAUAGGCUUCUUGUCAACUAAAGUGAAUUUACAUGUAUUUGUGCAAUGACGAACAGCAAAUCAAAAUUCAAAUACACGAAGUGUUGGAAUUCUACUUCACUCGCUGAGCUUAUUCGUGUAGCCAAAGUGAAUUGAUCACUUCGGCAAGUCCUUUUAACCUCUUCCCUGUGGAGGACAUCCAAAAAAAAAAUACCUAGCGUUUUAGUGUUAGAUCGUAUAAGGUGUGAAUCCAGACUCUGAUAAUCGAUGGUACUAGUCAUUUAAAAUGCCACGUCUCUAGCAUUCUGAAACAAACUGGUCACUGUAUAAUCCUUCAUCCUGGUUUGGCCGAGCAUAAGAAAUAACGAGUCCAUCAGAACAGGAAAGAUGCGGAAGUAGAGACUUGGGGGCUUAUGAACGAGUUAUGGAGCUACACAGAGAGAUGAUGGCGGACGAAGAAGAUGACCAGGAGAUCAACGUGGACACCGACAGUCGGUGCAGUGCCACGGCAGACGAGGAGAGUGGCACCAGCAGCUUCGUGGACGGCGUCCGAAGCUGCAGCGCUACCGGAAGUGAUGGAGGUGGUUCUCUAAUGAGUCCUGUGUCCGAGCACAACCGCCAAGACGCCUCGCCCCCAAACACCUGUCAUCAUCUGCACCAGAGGAGACUGGAGGACGACGGGAGGGGUGUGACGCCUUCGCCGCCUCUCAGCAGGGCGUCGUCGGCCGGACACGCGCUCCCGUUCAGUAUAUCACGCCUUCUUGGCGCGGACUUUGAGGCAAACAACAGUAGCCGACCUAGUGGGAUCUCUGCAGUCGCAGCGGAAAAAGGCGCUUCGACUUUAUUGCUGCAUCCUCAAGGACAUGGCCUCUCGCAACAUGAAGCAAUCACAUCUUUGUACUCUCAUCCGGCUAUUGUGCAGUUCAGUGGUACGACAACUUCUGGUGUACGGACAAGUACUUCCAGUGGUUUGUGUCCGGUGUCUGCAGGCCUACCAACCGCAGCCCUUGCGGCCGCGGGACUGGUUUACAAUACAGCUGCAGGGGUUAUUCGUGUGCCGGCUCACAGGCCACCUCCACCAGCGCCUUUAGGGGGCCCUGCUGGGGCCGGGAGUCCCGCAGUCCCGGCUCUAGCGGCCCCGUUUCCGUGGCUAGCAGCGGCCUCCAUGGAUCCGACGUCGCUGCAGAGGAGCGCGGCAGCUGCAGCCUUCGCGUCCCAGGUCGUCAAGGAGCGCCUCACAGCCACGUUUCCUAUUACGAGGCGCAUCGGACACCCGUACCAGAACAGAACUCCGCCGAAGCGUAAGAAGCCGAGGACCUCCUUCACACGCCUGCAAAUCGCAGAGUUGGAGAAGCGAUUCCACAAACAGAAAUACCUGGCGUCAGCAGAGCGCGCGUCUCUCGCCAAGACGCUCAAGAUGACCGACGCUCAAGUCAAAACUUGGUUUCAAAACCGACGUACAAAAUGGAGGAGACAAACAGCGGAGGAGCGUGAAGCUGAGAGGCAGGCCGCCAAUAGGCUUAUGAUGUCACUGCAGGCUGAAGCGCUCAGCAAGGGGAUGUACCACGCGGCAGAACGAGGCUCAGCGCCGGGCGAUACGACGCUACACCUGCACCACCACGCGUCGAGCGCAGCGAAUAACACGUCUCUCAGCGCCCUGCAGAACCUGCAGCCUUGGGCUGGCGGCGCUGCAUUUACGUUAGAAGAAACACAAAGCUGUCCCAGUGCUGAAGCAUCAUUCCAUAAAGACGAAUAG